AUGUCGACUGACCAGGUCCCUCCUCAAACUACCCGGUCGCCGUCUUCAGACUAUGCUGCAUCAUCUUACAACUACGCAUCCCCCGACGCUCCAAUGCACUCCACAACGGUUACCCCGUUACAUCGAUGGGCACUCAACGCCUCGGAUUCCCAGUUCAACGCUGUCGCCGGUGCUAUAGGUGGUUUCACGUCAGGCGUAGUGACAUGCCCCCUCGACGUCAUCAAGACCAAGCUCCAGGCACAAGGUGGCUAUGUUGCGCUUAACAAGGGACGACAUGUCGGCCAUCCGAAGUUAUACAACGGUCUCAUUGGCUCAGGAAAAGUCAUAUUGCGGGAGGAAGGUAUCCGGGGUCUCUAUCGUGGUCUGGGACCUAUUGUAAUGGGAUACCUGCCUACAUGGGCUGUGUGGUUUACUGUUUACAACAAAAGCAAGGUGUACAUAUCACAACAUUAUGACAACAGUCAUCUAGUCAACUUUUGGUCGUCAAUCAUAGCGGGCGCUAGCAGUACAAUCGUCACCAACCCAAUAUGGGUCAUCAAGACUCGGCUCAUGUCACAGAGCAAUAUUCGCAAUAGCCAGGACCACCAUUCCUCAUACUACCCGAAAGCGACAACCACACCAACAGCGCGGCCGACUCUACACGACUGGCACUACCGAUCAACACUCGAUGCAGCUCGCAAGAUGUACACUUCGGAGGGCCUCGUCUCCUUUUACUCCGGCCUAACACCUGCCCUCCUUGGCUUGACGCAUGUCGCUGUCCAGUUCCCAACUUACGAAUACCUCAAAACCAGGUUUACAGGCCAAGGAAUGGGCGAAUCUAACGAGGGGGAUGACGAUUCUCAUGUUUUUGGAAUAUUGGGGGCCUCGAUUCUAUCCAAGAUUCUCGCCAGUACCGCCACAUAUCCUCACGAAGUCAUUCGCACCCGUCUACAGACACAACGGCGCCCAAUCGCUGGGGAGGAAUUCAAUCAAGGCAUGGGUGUGACAAGUUCGGGUUCGGGGAGCACUCGUGCUCCAGUCGAGAAGCCCAGGUACCAGGGUGUCGUGCACACCUUUAGGACGAUAUUAGCUGAGGAGGGAUGGCGGGCAUUUUACGCUGGGCUUGGUACUAACAUGAUGCGAGCUGUCCCAGCAGCCACAGUCACCAUGCUAACGUACGAAUAUAUUAUGAGGCACCUCUAUCAUGCCAAGGCUGAGGCGCGGCAUCUUUUAUUGGAUCCGACAGCAGAGCCAUAA
Messenger RNA from Fusarium sp. VM40, 1236 nucleotides. The record is from the annotation of a GenBank genome assembly. NCBI's taxonomy places the organism in Eukaryota, Fungi, Ascomycota, Sordariomycetes, Hypocreales, Nectriaceae.